Messenger RNA from Haliotis rufescens (red abalone), 2891 nucleotides. RefSeq names its product serine/threonine-protein kinase 36-like. NCBI's taxonomy places the organism in Eukaryota, Metazoa, Mollusca, Gastropoda, Lepetellida, Haliotidae. Gene Ontology annotation, cellular component: cytoplasm. Bases 273 to 1253 code for a protein of 326 amino acids. The transcript is spliced from 9 exons. Gene Ontology annotation, molecular function: protein kinase activity; ATP binding. Gene Ontology annotation, biological process: protein phosphorylation. The record is from RefSeq and is a predicted model, not a curated record.
CACACGACAAUAAUGGCGGUUACUUCAAAGAGUUGUCGUCCCAAACAAAGAUGACAUAAUACACGAGAUAAACCUGUCUGACAGAAGCGUUGAUGACCAUGAUGACGGGUUUGUGACAAUACCGCUAAAUAUGGAAAUACUUCAUGAUGAGAAACUAAUCUUAUGCUGAGAUAAAGAGGGGUUUUGGUCGAAGAGAGAGAAGGAAGCACGUGAAUGUUGCAGCGAGGUAGAAAAAGAUUUUCUUUUUUUCAGCGUAAGACGAACAAAUCACCAUGACUGAGUCCACAGAAGAUGAUUACAUCAAACUUGAGAAGUUGGGGGAGGGAGCCUUUGGGGAGGUGUUCAAAGGAAGGAAAAAAUACACAUCUGAGAUAUCAGCUAUGAAAUACAUGUCGAAGUUCCACAAGACCAAGAAGGAGCUGGAUGGCCUGAGGAACGAGAUCACCAUCAUGCAAGGACUUGCCCACCCACACAUCAUCCAGCUCCUCGACAGCUUCGAGACCAAGGAUGAUAUAGUGGUUGUGAUAGAGCUGGCAACUGGGGAGCUGUUCAGUGUACUCAUUGAUGAAGGAGGGUUUGCUGAAGACAAGGUUCGAGACAUCUCGUGUCAGAUGUCGUCAGCCCUGUACUAUCUCCAUGCCCACCGAGUGUUGCAUCGGGACCUGAAGCCGGAGAACGUCCUCAUAGGCAAAGGAGGGGUCAUCAAGCUGUGCGACUUUGGCUUUGCCCGAGCCAUGGGGAGGGACUCCUACUACGCAAAGACUAUCAAGGGCACCCCCCUGUACAUGGCCCCUGAGCUGAUGGACGAGACCUCAUAUACAGAGAAGGUGGAUUUGUGGGCUCUCGGGUGCAUCAUGUACGAGCUGUUUGUGGGAAGGCCGCCAUUCUGUUCCAUGAGCCCCUACGUGCUGCACAAGAUGAUUGUGGAGGAGCCUGUCACUUGGCCCAACAACUUCCCCAGUGAGCUGAAGGACCUUCUGCAAGAGCUGCUGAUCAAAAACCCCCGGGAGAGGUCCUCAUGGCCGGACAUCCUCAAACAUGGCUGGUUCAGGGGAGGCAUCAAAGUGUCGGAGGAGGACUUGGCCCUCGACAGCCCCUACACCAAGCCCGAGAUAGCUGCCCAGAAACAGAAGGAACACAGCGAAAAGGUUUUAGCUCUUGGUUGUGGUCGCAGCUUGACAUCAGACGAGACAGAUGGCAUCCGCCUGGAUCGAGUGGUGCUGUAUGAUAUUGAGGAGGAGCCUGAGAUGUAGGCGCCACCGUUCUUGUAGGAAUCCUUGUAUGAAGGAACACGUGUCAAGUUGAAGCAGCAAGUGUAACACAAGACACAGCAUGACGUGGUCACCUUGAACAUUGUUGUUAUUGAAGCCCUAGGGUGAUUUUGUGCCAUUGAAUUGAUCUGAACCUCAUUUUCAUCCAUGGAAUAUUUGUAAUGCAGAGAAUUUCACAAUCACCAUGACAUUAAUCUUAUCGUGUACUGUAUUUAGAAUAAUAUCACUAUUUAUGAUGACUCGUAUCAACCCAAGGUCCAAUAUAUCCACCCAAGGUCCAAUAUAUCAGCCCAAGGUCCAAUAUAUCAACCAUGUGCUGACCUCAGGUUUUAAUGUGUACAUCGAGCUUGUCAGGUAGGCAUGAAUGAGUGAGUUAGUCGGUGGGUGUGUGAAUGAGUGGAUGAGUUAGUGAGAGGGUGUAUGAGUGGGUAAAUGAAUAGGUGAGACGGUGAGUGAGUGAGUUAGUGGGUGUGUGAGUUGGUGAGAGGGCGUGUGAGUCAGUUAGUGGGCGUGUGAGUUGAUGAGAGGGCGUGUGAGUGAAUGAGUGGGUAAGUGAAUUGGUGAGAGGGUGAGUGAAUGAGUGAGUGAGUAGGUGUGUGAGUGAAUGAGUGACUAUGGAUUUAUGCUGCUUAUAGCAGUAUUCUAUACAAAUAUCUCAGCUCACCCAGAGUUGGUGAGAGGGUGAGUGAGUGAAUGAGUGAGUAUGGAUUUAUGCUGCUUAUAGCAGUAUUCUAUACAAAUAUCUCAGCUCACCCAGAAUUGGUGAGAGGGUGUGUGAGUGAGUGAGUGGGUGUGUGAGUGAGUGAGUGAGUGAAUGAGUGAGUAUGGAUUUAUGCUGCUUAUAGCAGUAUUCUACAAAUAUCACAGCAGGCCACGGGACAAAAGAGCUGCAGACAUGAUAACUGUGAUAGCAAAGCAAACACUAUUUUCUAUAAUGUUACAAAUAAAUGCUUUUACCACAAGGCUCACCCACCACUUCAUUAAUAUGUGAAAUGGGUAUUAAUUCGUAUACAACAAAAACACAAGACAAUGUCACAGAAUGAAUGGUGAGCCAUGAUGACUUACCGGUACAUGUAUAUUCCACAGCUGUCGCCCUAUCAGCCAAUAGCUGUUUCCAUUCCACCUUUCUGUCCAGUCUAUUCAGUAUUCAUGAUAUAUCUUAUAUGUAAUGAUAUUAAUAACACCUCAAGUUGACAUAUUUAUUGGCAUAGUUAUUCUCUUUAUCAUCGUUAUAAAUCACAUACUUUGGAAAACACUUCUCACGUAAGUCAGUUUUAGUGCUAUUUCAACAGCUUUCACCGUGUCAAAUGUUAUUUAUUUAUUUACAUAUUGACAAGUGCAAUCUCAUUAAAAUCAGAUCUUAGUUCUCGCUACCCCUCAAACAAAGAUUUGAGGAAAUCCCAUGAGGGGUCACGUAAGAACGACCUUUCAUCCGACCAAUCAGAGCGUCGCUUACCAGAUCAUGUAAGUGACAUUCGGAAUGUGAAUUCUGAUAAUGCAACCUCGAAAACUUUAACACGGGGUAUUCCGAACAACAGGUUUAACGACUGAAUCCAUACAAUGUAGACCAUCUAUUAGCCAUUCCAGAAUGUUCUUUUGUUCAGGUUUCAAAUUUGUAAU